Ceratotherium simum simum (southern white rhinoceros) is the source of this 3709-nucleotide messenger RNA. NCBI's taxonomy places the organism in Eukaryota, Metazoa, Chordata, Mammalia, Perissodactyla, Rhinocerotidae. The record is from RefSeq and is a predicted model, not a curated record.
UGUUGGUUUGAAGCGAUUUUUCCCUAGGAGUUUACUGGAUUCUGUCAAGGCCAAGACACUAAGAAAACUGAUCCAGCAGACGUUUAGACAGUUUGCCAACCUUAACAGAGAAGAAAGUAUUCUGAAAUUCUUUGAAAUCCUCUCCCCAGUGUACAGAUUUGAUAAAGAAUGCUUCAAGUGUGCUCUUGGUUCAAGCUGGAUUAUUUCAGUGGAACUGGCGAUCGGCCCAGAAGAAGGAAUCAGUUACCUCACGGACAAGGGCUGCAACCCAACACAUCUGGCUGACUUCAACCAAGUGCAGACCAUUCAGUAUUCAAACAGCGAAGACAAGGACAGAAAAGGAAUGCUACAACUAAAAAUAGCAGGCGCACCCGAGCCUCUGACAGUGACAGCACCAUCCCUAACCAUUGCAGAGAAUAUGGCUGACUUGAUAGAUGGAUAUUGCCGGCUGGUGAAUGGAGCCACGCAGUCUUUUAUCAUCAGACCCCAGAAAGAAGGUGAACGGGCUUUGCCAUCAAUACCAAAGCUGGCCAACAGCGAGAGGCAAGGGGUGCGGACACACGCCGUCUCCGUGUCAGGAGUCAGUCACUGCCAGCAUAAAGUUAAGAAAGCUAGGCGCUUUCUCCCUUUGGUCUUCUGUUCCCAUGAACCUCCUCCUACGGAUGAAAUUAGUGGGGACGAAACAGACGAUUAUGCUGAGAUUAUCGACGAAGAAGAUACUUACACCAUGCCCUCAACCAGGGAUUAUGAGAUUCAAAGAGAAAGAAUAGAACUUGGACGGUGUAUUGGAGAAGGCCAAUUUGGAGAUGUACAUCAAGGCGUUUAUAUGAGUCCAGAGAAUCCAGCUUUGGCGGUUGCAAUUAAAACAUGUAAAAACUGUACUUCGGACAGCGUGAGAGAGAAAUUCCUUCAAGAAGCCUUAACAAUGCGUCAGUUUGACCACCCUCAUAUCGUGAAGCUGAUUGGAGUCAUCACAGAGAACCCUGUCUGGAUCAUCAUGGAGCUGUGCACUCUUGGAGAGCUGAGGUCGUUUCUGCAAGUAAGGAAAUACAGUUUGGAUCUAGCGUCUUUGAUCCUGUAUGCCUAUCAGCUUAGUACAGCUCUUGCGUAUCUAGAGAGCAAACGAUUUGUGCACAGGGACAUUGCUGCUCGGAAUGUUCUGGUGUCCUCAAAUGAUUGUGUCAAAUUAGGAGACUUUGGAUUAUCCCGAUAUAUGGAAGACAGUACUUACUACAAAGCUUCCAAAGGAAAAUUGCCUAUUAAAUGGAUGGCUCCAGAGUCAAUCAAUUUUCGACGUUUUACCUCAGCUAGUGAUGUGUGGAUGUUUGGUGUGUGUAUGUGGGAGAUACUGAUGCAUGGUGUGAAGCCUUUUCAAGGAGUGAAGAACAAUGAUGUGAUCGGUCGAAUUGAAAAUGGGGAAAGAUUACCAAUGCCUCCAAAUUGCCCUCCUACCCUCUACAGCCUUAUGACGAAAUGCUGGGCCUAUGACCCCAGCAGGCGGCCCCGGUUCACUGAGCUCAAAGCUCAGCUCAGCACAAUCCUGGAGGAGGAGAAGGUGCAGCAAGAAGAACGGAUGCGGAUGGAGUCCAGAAGACAGGUCACAGUGUCCUGGGACUCCGGAGGGUCCGAUGAAGCGCCGCCCAAGCCCAGCAGACCUGGUUAUCCUAGUCCAAGGUCCAGCGAAGGAUUUUAUCCCAGCCCACAGCACAUGGUACAAACCAAUCAUUACCAGGUCUCUGGCUACCCUGGUUCACAUGGAAUCCCAGCCAUGGCUGGCAGCAUCUACCCAGGUCAGGCAUCUCUUUUGGACCAAACAGAUUCAUGGAAUCAUAGACCACAGGAGAUAUCAGUGUGGCAGCCCAACGUGGAGGACUCCGCGGCCCUGGACCUGCGAGGCAUCGGGCAGGUGCUGCCGACCCACCUGAUGGAAGAGCGGCUCAUCCGACAGCAGCAGGAGAUGGAAGAAGACCAACGCUGGCUGGAGAAAGAGGAGAGAUUUCUGAAGCCUGACGUGCGGCUCUCUCGAGGCAGCAUCGACAGGGAGGAUGGGAGUCUUCAGGGCCCGACUGGAAACCAACACAUAUAUCAGCCUGUGGGUAAACCAGAUCCUGCGGCUCCACCAAAGAAGCCGCCGCGCCCCGGAGCCCCCGGUCACCUGGGCAGCCUCGCCAGUCUCAGCAGCCCCGGGGACAGUUACAACGAGGGCAUCAAGCCGUGGAGGCUUCAGCCCCAGGAAAUCAGCCCCCCUCCCACUGCCAACCUGGACCGGUCCAAUGACAGGGUGUACGAGAACGUGACGGGCCUGGUGAAAGCUGUCAUCGAAAUGUCCAGUAAGAUCCAGCCAGCCCCGCCAGAGGAGUAUGUUCCCAUGGUGAAGGAAGUCGGCUUGGCCCUGAGGACAUUAUUGGCCACCGUGGAUGAGACCAUUCCCGUCCUGCCAGCCAGCACUCACCGAGAGAUUGAGAUGGCCCAGAAGCUGUUGAACUCCGACCUGGGUGAGCUCAUCAACAAGAUGAAGCUGGCCCAGCAGUAUGUCAUGACCAGCCUCCAACAGGAGUACAAAAAGCAAAUGCUGACCGCUGCUCACGCCCUGGCCGUGGAUGCCAAAAACUUACUCGAUGUCAUUGACCAGGCGAGACUGAGAGUGCUCGGGCAGACGAGACCGCACUGAGCCGCCCGAGGAGGAUGUUCUCCAGCGUUCCACCAGCAGUGAGGAGCUAACCUGUCCUCGGACGCCAGCACUUACAGCACCAACUUUCUGACUGACAGCUGGUUGAAAAUCUCUCUCAUAUAAGUUUAACCACAUUUUGAUUUGGGUUCAGUUUUUGUUUUGUUUUUUUAAUCAUGAUAUUCAGAAAAGUCCGGGAUCCAAAAUGUGGCAUUUUUCUGGGAAUGAGAAUUGUACAUGAGAAGCUUUUAAGAAUCAUGAAGAACAGAUUAUGUUCUCAUUGGGAUAUGUUGUCAUGGAGUGGGCCACGGUGGUGACCUGUUAGUUCCUGAACUGGCUUAGCUGCAUAUUGGAACAAGGGAGGAUGAAGCGGAGAAUCCCAGGAAACCCAAGGGGCUGGGAAUUCUGUUGCCUCCCACGGAAUUAUUACCCAGACUGGAAGUUUUGUUGUUGUUAGAACACUCUUCAGUUGCAAUAUGCUAAUCCCAUUUUACAAAGAAAGAAUAUAAAAGCUAUAUUUUGAAAACUUGAGUCAUUUCAGAAAAAAUGACGACCCUUUCAUCUUCCUGCCUUUGACUUUCAUGUGGAUCUGUGAAGCAUUUGGUUGGAAACUAGCCGUAGAACACACUAAAACUUUUGUCUUUUUUCACCAGAAUAAUGUGCCAGUUUUUUGUAGCAAUGUUAUUUCUCUUGGAAGCAGAAAUGCUUUGUCCCAGAGCACCUCCAAACUGCGUUGAGAAGAAGUUCUGGAACCAUCCCUGUUUUCCAUUUUUAUAUAAUUUAUAAAGAAAGAUUAAAGCCAUGUUGACUAUUUUACAGCCACUGGAGUUAACUAACCCUUCAUUGUGUGUCUUCCCAGGAGAGAAUUAAGCAAAGCAGCGAGAUUUGGUUUUCCUUGAAUAUCCAGUUAUACCAUCCAUUCUGUUAAAUAAUUUUGAAAAAUACACCCUCCCUUUAGUUUGUUGGGGGAUAUAAAUUAUUCUCAGGAAGAAUAUAAUGAACUGUACAGUUACUUUGACCUAUUAAAGAGGUGUUACCAGU